Molecule: messenger RNA, 582 nt
Organism: Plasmodium inui San Antonio 1
Lineage: Eukaryota; Apicomplexa; Aconoidasida; Haemosporida; Plasmodiidae
Exons: 5
Coding region: 1-582 (193 amino acids)
Source: RefSeq, a predicted model, not a curated record
AUGUAUUUGUUUAAGAAGGCCAAAGAUUCCAUUGUCAAUUCGCUGCAAUAUGAUAAGGGUUCUCCCCUUAUGCAGCUAAAAAGCGUCUGCAAGGGGAUCCUUCGGGCCACAUUCCUUGUCUCCUUCGCGUUACUCUUGUUAAUUGUGUCAACUUUGUACUUUGAGCGGACCUUUUUUAUCAACAGAGACCUGCUGCAGAUCCUCGCAGUGGCAUCGCUGCUCCUCUGUCUGCUGUCCCUAACCAUCCUGAGAAGAAAAAGUGGAACCUACAUUUAUGCCAAAGUCGAGAUGUACCCUUUUUCCUUUAAGGACUUGAUUGACGUGUCACUGGCGACCGGGACGGUCACGAUUUCCGUGCUGGACAUCUUCCUGUGCUACCUUUGCCUUAUUGUGGGGUUCUUCACCUUUUUAACGGCGUUGUUUUCCCUUUAUGUAUGCCUAGACAGCUCGCAAAUGAAGGACAACGAGAAUAUCAGCCUUUUCAGCAUGCAAUUUACGUCCGUUUCGUACAUCGGGCUGUACGCGAUAACUCAGUUUUGUGCAUUCAAAUCGAUGCCCUACCACCCAGUGGAAUAUUUGUGA